UGGGGUUGCGCGCGCCACCUCAGCGUUUUCUAGGAGGCGCCCAGGCGGCAGAUGCUCACCAGCUCAGCUGCUUCCCAGGAAGCCCGGGAGGAAGCCCCAGCGGCUCGGUCUUUGUGCCAGCCCCCCUCAGGCAGUUUCAUGGGCGGAGCUUCGGACUGAUCAGUUUGUCAGGAAACACUUUUAUAUUAUUUCUCAUUCCUAUUUAUUCGUCAAAACCUUUGGGUCCUGAAGGAUAGAAAAACAGAAAAAUGGAGAAAACACAUUUAUUUUGCAAGACAGAAGAAAGCAUUGAUGUAUCAGCUCAAGGCUCUGAUUCUUCCACAACCAAGAUGUCAUCAAGAAGUGUUGAAAGCAAGAAAUAUUGCAAAAUUUCUAAAACAACAGGGAAGAAAAUUUCAUCUGAAAGUAAGGGCUUAAUCCCAGAAUAUAAAAAAAUAUAUGAAACAUCAUUAUUCGUGUAUAGAGAGGAAAAAUCUACUGAGGUUUCAGGAUCAAAACAAUUCAGGAGAAAGAAAAGUGUACAAGUACAGCUUCAUAGUAAAAGAACUGAGACUGUCACUCCCUCUUCGAAGGUGUCAAAGGAGAAGAUAACCAAGAAAGAAAGCACAUCCAAGUUACCAGUUCACAAGCCUUCAGUGUCUCAGCCUCAACGUACAGCUCCAAUUCCUGGGAGAAAAGAGCCACCUUCUAACCUCUCCCUGACAUACUAUGAACAAAUGCCUGAAGAAUUCUUAAAAUACCAAGAACUAAAUGCACUUUCCAGGGGCUGUUUGAUUUUCAGCAAAGUUCGCAACGGUAAGAUUUAUGUGAAUGAUUUGCCAGUGGUCCUUCACACCUUGAAGAUUUCUACAAAUGAUUCGGAAAUGCACCAGGCGCUGAAGACCGUUAACAUUGAUGUUAACGGAAUGCUGGAUUUUACAGAGUUCCUUAAGGUCAUGAAUGACAUUUCUCCCUCGACCUCUCAGGAUCCAGAAUUUCAAAAUGCCUUGAAGAUAUUUUCUAAGGUGAAAAGUGGUCGUGUGGCCACCGGUGAUGUGGGUGCUGUUUUGCAAAGCAUGGAUAUCUUAGUGAACCCUGAGACACUCAAGGAUGUGAUACAGCAUGCUUAUGAGGACAGUUCCCACACCAUGGACAUCGGAGACAUUAUAUUUACGUUGGACGAACUGCAGCAGCAGUAUGAAGACAUCUCCAUUGUGGAUGAAACUACUUCAGGUAAAAGAGCAUCAACUAUCCCAGGACUCCACCCACAAGAGAAGAAAGACGCUUCGCUUUUCAGAAUGCCCGAAUCUAUCACAUCAAAAAAGCAGACUGUGCCUCCCCAACAACAUCCCAGUAAAACCACUGGGAAUCAGGAUGAGCCUGAACUUAGACUAUCCAAACAAUCUUCAGAAACAAGACAACUCUCAAGUGGGCUCAUCAGUGAUUCCCUGGGACUUCAGGAACCACAACUAAAGAUUCAUGAUUCCAAGUCUAAAUCACCUUCCUUGAAGAGUACUCCAAGUAGCAGUAAAUUACUGGAUGAAGGUGAGACUUCUAUCUCAGAAAGCCAGAAGCUGGAUAUGAGAAAGGCAUCCAGCCCUCUACAGCCUACUCCAAGUAUCAGUAAAUUACUGGAAGAAGGUGAGACUUCUAUCUCAGAACGCCAGAAGCUGGAUAUGAGAAAGACAUCCAGCCCUCUACAGCCUACUCCAAGUAUCAGUAAAUUACUGGAAGAAGGUGAGACUUCUAUCUCAGAACGCCAGAAGCUGGAUAUGAGAAAGACAUCCAGCCCUCUACAGCCUACUCCAAGUAGAAGUAAAUUACUGGAAGAAGAUGAGACUUCUAUCUCAGAACGCCAGAAGCUGGAUAUGAGAAAGACGUCCAGCACUGUACAGCCUACUCCAAGUAGAAGUAAAUUACUGGAUGAAGGUGAGACUUCUAUCUCAGCACGCCAGAAGCUGGAUAUGAGAAAGACGUCCAGCACUGUACAGCCUACUCCAAGUAGAAGUAAAUUACUGGAUGAAGGUGAGACUUCUAUCUCAGCACGCCAGAAGCUGGAUAUGAGAAAGACAUCCAGCCCUCUACAGCCUACUCCAAGUAGAAGUAAAUUACUGGAUGAAGGUGAGACUUCUAUCUCAGAACGCCAGAAGCUGGAUAUGAGAAAGACAUCCAGCCCUCUACAGCCUACUCCAAGUAGAAGUAAAUUACUGGAUGAAGGUGAGACUUCUAUCUCAGGACGCCAGAAGCUGGAUAUGAGAAAGACGUCCAGCACUGUACAGCCUACUCCAAGUAGAAGUAAAUUAUUGGAUGAAGGUGAGACUUCUAUCUCAGAACGCCAGAAGCUGGCUAUGAGAAAGACGUCCAGCACUGUACAGCCUACUCCAAGUAGAAGUAAAUUACUGGAAGAAGGUGAGACUUCUAUCUCAGAACUCCAGAAGCUGGAUAUGAGAAAGACGUCCAGCACUGUACAGCCUACUCCAAGUAGAAGUAAAUUAUGGGAUGAAGGUGAGACUUCUAUCUCAGAACGCCAGAAGCUGGAUAUGAGAAAGACGUCCAGCCCUCUACAGCCUACUCCAAGGAGAAGUAAAUUACUGGAAGAAGGUGAGACUUCUAUCUCAGAUCGCCAGAAGCUGGAUAUGAGAAAGACGUCCAGCACUGUACAGCCUACUCCAAGUAGAAGUAAAUUACUGGAAGGAGGUGAGACUUCUAUCUCAGAACGCCAGAAGCUGGAUAUGAGAAAGACGUCCAGCACUGUACAGCCUACUCCAAGGAGAAGUAAAUUACUGGAAGAAGGUGAGACUUCUAUCUCAGAACGCCAGAAGCUGGAUAUGAGAAAGACGUCCAGCACUGUACAGCCUACUCCAAGUAGAAGUAAAUUAUUGGAUGAAGGUGAGACUUCUAUCUCAGAACGCCAGAAGCUGGAUAUGAGAAAGACGUCCAGCCCUCUACAGCCUACUCCAAAUAGAAGUAAAUUACUGGAAGAAGGUGAGACUUCUAUCUCAGAUCGCCAGAAGCUGGAUAUGAGAAAGACGUCCAGCACUGUACAGCCUACUCCAAGUAGAAGUAAAUUACUGGAAGGAGGUGAGACUUCUAUCUCAGAACGCCAGAAGCUGGAUAUGAGAAAGACGUCCAGCACUGUACAGCCUACUCCAAGGAGAAGUAAAUUACUGGAAGAAGGUGAGACUUCUAUCUCAGAACGCCAGAAGCUGGAUAUGAGAAAGACGUCCAGCACUGUACAGCCUACUCGAAGUAGAAGUAAAUUACUGGAUGAAGGUGAGACUUCUAUCUCAGAACGCCAGAAGCUGGAUAUGAGAAAGACGUCCAGCACUGUACAGCCUACUCGAAGUAGAAGUAAAUUACUGGAAGAAGGUGAGACUUCUAUCUCAAAACGCCAGAAGCUGGCUAUGAGAAAGACGUCCAGCACUGUACAGCCUACUCCAAGUAGAAGUAAAUUACUGGAAGAAGGUGAGACUUCUAUCUCAGAACGCCAGAAGCUGGAUAUGAGAAAGACGUCCAGCACUGUACAGCCUACUCCAAGUAGAAGUAAAUUACUGGAAGAAGGUGAGACUUCUAUCUCAGAACGCCAGAAGCUGGAUAUGAGAAAGACAUCCAGCCCUCUACAGCCUACUCCAAGUAUCAGUAAAUUACUGGAAGAAGGUGAGACUUCUAUCUCAGAACAUCAGAAGCUGGAUAUGAGAAAGACAUCCAGCCCUCUACAGCCUACUCCAAGUAGAAGUAAAUUACUGGAUGAAGGUGAGACUUCUAUCUCAGAACAUCAGAAGCUGGAUAUGAGACAGACGUCCAGCACUGUACAGCCUACUCCAAGUAUAAGUAAAUUACUGGAUGAACGUGAGACUUCUAUCUCAGCACGCCAGAAGCUGGAUAUGAGAAAGACAUCCAGCCCUCUACAGCCUACUCCAAGUAGAAGUAAAUUACUGGAAGAAGAUGAGACUUCUAUCUCAGCACGCCAGAAGCUGGAUAUGAGAAAGACAUCCAGCCCUCUACAGCCUACUCCAAGUAGAAGUAAAUUACUGGAAGAAGAUGAGACUUCUAUCUCAGCACGCCAGAAGCUGGAUAUGAGAAAGACAUCCAGCCCUCUACAGCCUACUCCAAGUAGAAGUAAAUUACUGGAAGAAGAUGAGACUUCUAUCUCAGCACGCCAGAAGCUGGAUAUGAGAAAGACAUCCAGCCCUCUACAGCCUACUCCAAGUAGAAGUAAAUUACUGGAAGAAGAUGAGACUUCUAUCUCAGCACGCCAGAAGCUGGAUAUGAGAAAGACAUCCAGCCCUCUACAGCCUACUCCAAGUAGAAGUAAAUUACUGGAAGAAGAUGAGACUUCUAUCUCAGCACGCCAGAAGCUGGAUAUGAGAAAGACAUCCAGCCCUCUACAGCCUACUCCAAGUAGAAGUAAAUUACUGGAAGGAGGUGAGACUUCUAUCUCAGAACAUCAGAAGCUGGCUAUGAGAAAGACGUCCAGCACUGUACAGCCUACUCCAAGUAGAAGUAAAUUACUGGAAGAAGGUGAGACUUCUAUCUCAGAACAUCAGAAGCUGGAUAUGAGAAAGACGUCCAGCCCUCUACAGCCUACUCGAAGUAGAAGUAAAUUACUGGAUGAAGGUGAGACUUCUAUCUCAGAACGCCAGAAGCUGGCUAUGAGAAAGACGUCCAGCACUGUACAGCCUACUCCAAGUAGAAGUAAAUUACUGGAAGAAGGUGAGACUUCUAUCUCAGAACAUCAGAAGCUGGAUAUGAGAAAGACGUCCAGCCCUCUACAGCCUACUCCAAGUAGAAGUAAAUUACUGGAUGAAGGUGAGACUUCUAUCUCAGAACGCCAGAAGCUGGAUAUGAGAAAGACGUCCAGCACUGUACAGCCUACUCCAAGUAGAAGUAAAUUAUUGGAUGAAGGUGAGACUUCUAUCUCAGGACAUCAGAAGCUGGAUAUGAGAAAGACGUCCAGCACUGUACAGCCUACUCCAAGGAGAAGUAAAUUACUGGAAGAAGGUGAGACUUCUAUCUCAGAACGCCAGAAGCUGGAUAUGAGAAAGACGUCCAGCACUGUACAGCCUACUCCAAGUAGAAGUAAAUUAUUGGAUGAAGGUGAGACUUCUAUCUCAGGACAUCAGAAGCUGGAUAUGAGAAAGACGUCCAGCACUGUACAGCCUACUCCAAGAAGAAGUAAAUUACUGGAAGAAGGUGAGACUUCUAUCUCAGAACGCCAGAAGCUGGAUAUGAGAAAGACGUCCAGCACUGUACAGCCUACUCCAAGUAGAAGUAAAUUACUGGAAGAAGGUCAGACUUCUAUCUCAGAACGCCAGAAGCUGGCUAUGAGAAAGACGUCCAGCACUGUACAGCCUACUCCAAGUAGAAGUAAAUUACUGGAAAAAGGUGAGACUUCUAUCUCAGAACGCCAGAAGCUGGCUAUGAGAAAGACGUCCAGCACUGUACAGCCUACUCCAAGUAUCAGUAAAUUAUUGGAUGAAGGUGAGACUUCUAUCUCAGAACGCCAGAAGCUGGAUAUGAGAAAGACGUCCAGCACUGUACAGCCUACUCGAAGUAGAAGUAAAUUACUGGAAGAAGAUGAGACUUCUAUCUCAGAACGCCAGAAGCUGGAUAUGAGAAAGACGUCCAGCACUGUACAGCCUACUCCAAGUAGAAGUAAAUUACUGGAAGAAGAUGAGACUUCUAUCUCAGAACACCAGAAGCUGACUAUGAGAAAAACAUCCAGCAGUCUACAGCCUGUUGCAUAUAAGAAAGAAUCUACAGUCGGCACCUUAGACAAUAUCCAUGAGGCUAUCAGUAAACUCCGAGGGGAGUACAUUUCUCCAGAAGAACUCCAGUUCGCUUUAUCCUCAGUAGGGAUCACUUUAUCAGAUGACGACUUCCACAAGAUUGUGCCGGAACUCACUCAAACUGAAGAGGGAAAGGUGAAUUUGGAUGACUUUAUUAUGGCCAUCUCCAAGGACCACAAUUUUCCUGCCUAUGACGCAUUGAACAGCGCCAUUGAAGGCAUUAAUAAAAUUCAGGACAAAUAUGUUGAUUACAGUGAUCUAGACACCUUUCUUCAAAAUUUCGGACUUUACCUUCCUAAGUCAGAAGUAAAUAAGAUCAAAGAAUUAAUUCAAGCUGACGGAACAAAACAAGUGAAUCUUGAAGAGUUUAUUGAUACCAUGCUGAAAAACACAGAGCCCUUCCCUGAACAUUUAUUAUUGCCCUCUGCUAUUGAAAACCUACAAAAUCUCAGCAAUGACGAGAUGGAAAUUUCUCAACUGUGGAACACACUGUCCAGUUUGAAUAGUAAUUUGAAGAAGGAUGAAUUCUUAGAGGCAGUGAAAUUAGCAAACAUUGACGGUGACAAAGUACAAUUGGAAGAAUUUUCAAAAGCAGUGAAGGACUUGCGUGACUCCUACAGGUUAAAAGAGUUGCAGAAAAUAGUUUCAAUUCUUGAUUCGCUUGAAGGUGAGAAGAUACCUGCGAACAACUUGGAAGAUUUCUUAAGGAGUCUUGGGAUUACAUCAUUUAAAGAUGAAGUGGAAGAAAUCCUUCAGUCAGACAUUGUUUCUGAAGACAACAUGGCGAGUGUUAAAGAGUGUAUAGAAGCUUUGAAAGACACUGCGAAGUUUUCUAACUUCACCGCAUUGAAGGAGGCCAUUGAAAUGCUGGAUUCUAUCAAAGGAAGUACUGAUAAAGAGCAGUACCUGAAGGAGCUGGAAGAUCUAGAGGGUUUAAGAAAAGAAAUGUUGCCUUUAAACCUGAAAUUACCAACAGUAAGCGAUAUCAAAGAAGCUGCUGACAUCUUGUCACAGGUUGAAGAUGGCAAGAUUGCUAUAUCUGACUUGGAGCAUGCCUUGAAAUGUUCGAAUCCUAAUUUAACUGAAGAGGACAUUAAAGAAGCUCUUAAACAUUGUUAUGUCACUGAUGACAUGGAAGUGGACUUAAAAGAUUUCCUCACGGAAUUAAAAAAGACUUCAAGCUUUAAAGACUCCGGAGUCACACAGUUACUGGUAGCCACUCCCCAAGUUCUCAAGGAGGAUCUAAUUGAUGUCCAUGAGUUAAAGAAGAUACUGUCGAAAGAUGACCUUCAUUCAGCUAAAGCCAUAUUGACUGAAAUAUUAAGUCAUGUCCAGGAGGAUGAAGACGGUAAAAUUACCAUUGAAGAAUUUGUGAAUGAGUUCGCGAAUCUCUUGAAAGCUCUGAAAUCUAAACGAGUAAAGGAGAUGCUAAACACCAAAUUUGACUUAAAUAAUAUUAAUGCCGCUUCUGAAAUUAAGCAGAAUUUAAAUGCUCUGGGAAUCCAUCCAACAGAGAGCGAUAUUCAGAGGGCAAUGGAGAACCUUGCUUCUUCUGGUGAUGUGGUAAUGCUUAAGGAUAUCAUCAGAGAACUGGCCAACAAUGACAUAUUUAGUGAGUGCCAAAGAAUAGAGGACAUACAUAACCUCAUUGAUAGAAUCAGUGAGGACAAAGUGGACGUUAAAGACCUGUUGUCUGUCUUGAAGAAGCUCCAGAAACCUUUAGAGGAGGAAGAAGGCCAGCCUGGCGUAUCUCCGACCUCCGAGAUGAGUGACAAAGAUAGGAUCUUAAGAGACACAAUUGAUUACUUCACUGGAGCAUCUACAGAGGCAACACCGUUCAACAAUUUAUUGAAAGGGGUCAAAGCUUUUGAUAAUAUCAGAAAUAAUAAGAUGCCUGCAGAUGAACUUGUCUCCAGUAUUAUGAGUACCGGAAUACCAAUAAGCCGCAGCACAAUGCAGGAGAUCCUGAGACAAGCCUCUGUCAACGAAAAUGAUGAAGUGAGUCUCAAACAAGUUUUGGAGAAUUUAGCCACACAGAAACCAGAUCCUAUACUGGAAGACAUAGAAAAUGCCCUUAAUGCUGUCAAGUUGAUGACCUCUGACAAAGUUAAAGCCACCAACUUAACAGAUUCCCUUCAAGACCUCAAUAUUCAUUUAAAACCAGAAGAUCAGCAGCUGUUAGAGGAAAUCCUCGAUGUUGAUGAAAAUGGAGACGUUUCCCAGAGGGCUGCUCUUUUAGCACUGAAGAGCAAUAAGCGUUUGAAGGAUUUUAGAGAGGCUAAUGAAAUUGCAAAGGCUCUAGACAAAGUCACCAGUGAAAAAAUCGGAAUUGAUGAUUUGAAACAUAUUUCCAAAGGCCUGGGACUUGAUGUUCCAGAUAAGGAAUUACAGGAUUUGGAUGCAAAGGUUUCUAGAGACGAGGAGGGAAACGUGGAUUUGAAAGAUUGGCUGAUGAAGUUGAAAGAAACACGGUUCAGAAAAAGUUCAAGAAUACAAGCUGCCUUGAAAGCUCUGGCUUCCAUUAGGAAAAACAAGAUCAAUUCUGGUGAUCUAGUCUCCAUUUUGAAAAAUAUUGGGGUUGCAUUACCCAAACGUAUAAUUGAGGCAGCGCUAAAGAACAUGUCCCUCAGUGAGGAUGGGAAACUGGACAUAGAAGAGUUUCUGAACCAUUUGAUCAAGGCGCAGCUCGCAUCUAUCCCGGAAAAAGAAAUGAUCGAUGCCAGCAGUGUGGAUGACGUUUUGAAAAACAUGGACAUAACACUCACAGACGAGGAGAAGGAGGUUCUCUUUGAACACCUGCCAGCUCCUGACGAUGAAGGCAUAGAUAUGGAAAUGUUGAUCGGGGUUGUGAAGAUGCUCAAAGAAAAAGUCGAUAUCACUAAUCUGUCCAGCUUUCUGGGCGAUAUGGGUGUUGAGCUUUCAGAAGAAGAGCAGCGUGAGCUACUCAGUAGUCUUCCAAUCAGUGCUGAAGGGAAGAUAAGUCAGCUUCAGCUGGUAGAUUUGAUCAAGAAUCUACAAGGUGGGAAGGUCGACGUUGAGAAGUUAGACAGCGCCCUGGAGAAGAUGGGAAUGGAACUCACAAGCAAAGAAUUUCAGCAUCUGCAAGAACACCUACCAGUUGACACUGAUGGGAAGGUAGCUCUAAAUAUACUUCUGGGUGAAGUCAAACGUCUUAAAAAAAAGGUUCAACUUAGCACACCACUGAUGGAAGUUCCACAUAUUUCAGGAAAGACGAUGGACAUUCAGGACUUGGACACCAUGCUCGAGAAGAUGGACAUCAAUCUCACCAAAGGAGAAGUUGAAGAGCUGAAAAGUUACUUCUCAGCUGAUGCUAAGGGGGAGAUUGAUCUGGACUCACUGGUGAAUGUGCUACAAGCUACUACAGGUGGAGAAAUUGAUGUCAGUGACAUGGAAAAUGUCAUAAAAGAUGUGGAGAGAGAGAGAACAUCUAGAGAACAGCUGGAGUGGGAGAAGUCCUUUCCGUCUCAUGUGAUGCAUGUUGAUGUCCGUGACCUUGACAAUCUACUUGGAAACAUGGCAUUCAAACUGGUUCCCGAGGAACUUACUGAGUCAGCCUCAAAGUUAGCCGUUCAUAGAAGAGAUGUCGACAAGAAAAGCAUUUCUAAACACGAGGAAUUAGAACCUGAAGUUCAGGAACCCUCGGAAUUGAUGGAUAUCCUGCCAACUGAAGAAAGAAAAAUUGAUGUAACCAGUUUGGAGGACACUCUGGGGAAGAUGCAGAUUCACCUCUCAGAAAAAGCACUAGAGAAGCUGGCAGAAGGCCUGCCCGAAGGAGAAAAGAUCGACCUCGUUGAUAUAAAAAGUAUCCUGCACUUAAGGGACAUCUCCAGAGGAAGUGUAGAGCUCAAAAAUAUUUCUCUUGAUGACAUUCGAGAAUUCUACCAAAAGAAAUUGGCUGAGAGCGUAGAAGACUCUGAAGGAAAGGGUAUUGAUGUUCAAGAACUGGAGUCUGUUUUGCAAACCAUCAAUGUGAAACUUUCAGAAAGUCAAAUGACUGACCUUAAGCAAAACUUGCAGGUUGAUGAUAGAGGAAGGACUUCAUUCCAAAGUGUGUUGGAUUCCAUCACAGGAAUUUUAGCGAAAGAUUUAGGAGUUGAAGACAGGACAAAUGUUCCUGAAGAAGUGGAGGAAGACCUGGAUGAAGAUAAGCUAGAGCGCUUGAGAAGUGAGCUGCCCGACGAAUGGAUUCCUGAUCCCCAAAAUCUGGGUAUUCUUUUACAAAGAGUAGGAAUCAACCUUGAAGAACAGGAGAUCAGUGAUCUGCUGCAAAGUCUCCCAGUUGGUGUUCAUGGGGAAGUGGAAACGGAAACGUUUAUGGAUAAGAUAGCAUCUUUUACAGGAAAAAAGAUUCAUAGGAAUGACAUGAAGGAAGUUCUGGAAGACGUGGGGAUAGAGAUCACGGACGAGGGGCUCAGAAAACUGCAGGAUAUGCUUCCCUUUGAUGCUUCGGACCAUGUAUUUCAAAACAGAAUGUUGGAUGCUGUGCUAUCCACGAACGAAGGAGAAGUUAAGCUUGGUAAUGUGGACUCUGUCCUGGAGAACAUGGGAGUGAAGCUUACACCAAAGGAGCAAAAAAGCAUAAUGAGGACUCUGCUAGUUGAAGAGGAGAGCGUUGACGGAAAAAUCCCACUCAGUCAACUGAUGCGUGCGGUGACAAAAGUUACGGGAGGACAAGUUAACAUCAAAGAUAUAAAAAGUACUCUGGAAAAAAUGGGAAUAGAGCUCACAGAAAAUGAAUGUUCCCAACUGGAGAGCGUGCUUCCAAUUAAUGCCAAGGGGAAGGUGUACAAGAAGAGGUUGCUGGAGACGGUGGUGGCCUCCAAAAGCGGGGUUGUGGAUGUUGCUAACAUAGACACAGUUUUGCAAAACAUGGAAAUGAAAUUCACAGACACAGAGAUGGAAGAAUUGCUGGAGAAAUUGCCUGUUGAUGAUAGUCAGAAGGUUGAAUUGAGAAACUUAAUAGAGACCAUAGAAGGUUAUACUGGAAGACACAUUGAUGUCAAUGAUCUACUAAUGGUUCUGAGAGACAUGGGGAUCGAACUUUCUAAAAAAGAAGAAGAGGUGCUAUUGAAUGCCCUCCCCAUCCAUGAAUCUGGAACAGUGUUUGAGAAGAGAGUGUUGGAACAAGUGAAGGCUAUGAAAGGAGGAAUGGUUAGAGUCAAUAACCUAGAUACUGUUCUGGAAAGUCUGGGCAUCGAGCUCACAGAUAAAGAACAUGAGAGUCUGACAGAAAAUCUACCACUCACUGCUGAUGGAAAGAUUCAUCUUGGACAAGUGCUAGAAACAGUAGAAGCUAUUACAGGGGGAGACAUUGAUAUCAGUGAUAUGGGAAAUGUUCUGAAUGAAAUGGGGAUAGCUCUCACAAAAUUGGAACACAAAGAGCUGCUAGAAAGUCUACCCAUCACUACUAAAGCAAAAGUCCACAAGAACAGAAUAAUGGAUGGUUUGAAGUCUAUUAAUCGUGGGACUGUUAAUAUCAAUAAACUCGACAAGGUUUUGAAAAACAUGGGGUCAAAACUCACAAAUGAAGAAAUCAAGGAUCUGAAGCACAGCCUGACCCCUGACGUUCACGGAAGAGUUGCAAUGAAGGAAUUGUUUAAGGGAUUAAACGCAUUCACCGGACCUAAGGUUGACAUGCGGGUUCUUCCGGACAUAAUGGAAAAAAUGGGCCUUGAGCUGACAGACAAAGAGCAGAUGAAUCUGAUAAGCAAACUGCCUGUUGAUGAAUCUGGGAAGAUCUAUAAGAAAAGAUUAUUAAAUGGGAUAAAGUCAUUCAAAGGAGGAAAAGUUAAACAAAAUAAAAUAAACGAUACCUUAGAAAACGUGGGAAUCAAACUUACUGAGAAGGAGCUUGAUCUUCUAAAAGCAAACCUACCAGAUAAGGGUGAAGGGAAAGUUAAUUUCCAUGACUUAAUGAAGAAAGUAAAGACUCUCAUAGGAGAUGAAGAAAACAUCAAAGACAUGAAAGAUAUUCUAGACAGCCUGGGAGUGGAGCUCACGGAGGAGGAAGUCAUAGAGCUGAUGAAUAACCUCCCUGUUGACACGGAUGGAAAUUUCUACCAUAAUAGAUUGAUGGGCACUGUGAAGUCUCUUAAAAGAGGGAAAGUUUCUGCCAACAAACUGGACACGGUGGUGAAGAGCAUGGGGGCGAAACUUACAGACAUGGAAUAUAAAGACAUGGCCAAGAGCUUGCCAGUGAGCGAUGCUGGAGAAAUUGAAAUGAAAAACUUGGUUGAUGUAAUGGAAGCUUAUACAGGUAAUAAAAUUGAUAUCAAUGAUCUCAAAUACAUUCUGGGAAGCAUGGGCAUUGAGCUCACAGAGAAGGCGAUCUCGGAUCUGGCGCAGGUCCUGCCUGUGGACGAUGAUGAAAUGGUAUUCCAGAAUAGAUUGUUGAAUGAAAUAAAGACUCUCAAAGAAGGGAAAGUUGAUGUCAGUAACAUGGACACCGUCUUGGACAAUAUGGAGAUUAGACUCACAGACGACGAGCUUAAAGACCUAAUAGAAACCCUGCCAGUUGAUGCUAACGGCAAAGCUGAACUUACUGAGAUGAUGGACGCAGUGAAAACUCUCACAGGGGAAGAGACUGACACCAAAGAUGUUCAAAAUGUUCUGGAAGAAAUGGGAAUCAACCUCACGGAAAAAGAAUUGUUGAAGUUGCUAAAAAAAUUGCCAGUUAAUGAAGACGGAAAGGUCUAUAAAAAUAGGUUGAUGGACAGCCUGAAGUCUCUUAAAGGAGGGACUAUUAGUGCCACAAAAGUAGAUUCUCUUCUGGGAAGCAUGGGUGUGAAACUCGAAGAAAAGGAAUUUAAAGACCUGAUUGAGAAUCUGCAGAUGGAUGCUGAUGGGAAUGUUGCUCUUAAAACGAUAAUGGAUGGAGUAAAAACCUUUUCUGGAAACAAGAUUGAUGCAAACGAUCUUCAGAAUUAUCUCAGAGGCCUGGGGAUCGAGCUAACAGAGGCAGAAUGUUCAGAGCUCAAGGAAACCCUGCCUACUGAUGCUGCCGGAAAGGUCUAUCAGAAUAAAGUGCUGGAUUCUAUAAAGUCACAUGAAGGAGGGAUGGUUAAUGUCAAUGACCUGGACAAAGUUCUUAGCAACAUGGGACUUGAGCUCACAGAAAAAGAACAGAAAAUUCUAAGAGAUAGCCUCAUAGUUAAAGCUGAUGGGAAGAUUAGUCUCAGUAAGCUUCUAGACACAGUAAAAGCCGCUAGAGGAGAGGUUAUUGACAUGGACGAUUUAGCAGAUGUUGUGGAAGACAUGGGGAUAGAACUUACAGACAAGGAAUUCCUAAGGCUGGUGGAAAAUUUACAAGCUGAUGCUAAUAGGAAGACUUAUCAGAAGAGAUUGAUGAAGGGUUUAAUGACCCUUAAAGAAGGGAAAAUCAAGCCUGAUAAAGUGGACAUGUUUCUGAAGAACACAGAGAUGGACCUCUCAGAUUCAGAACUUAAGGAUCUGAAACAAAACCUGCCUGUUUCUGCUACUGGGAAAAUCGAUAUAAGAGCUAUGAUAAAAGAAGCAAAUGCUUUCAGAGGGGGGAAGGUUGCUGUGAGUAAUGUGAGAAAUCUGCUAAGGAAGUUGGGGGUCGAGUUUACCGGUCCGGAGUACAUAAACCUGCUGAGAAUGCUGCCCGUGGACGAAAACGGGAUGGUGUAUUGGAAAAGAGUCCUGAAAGCUGUGAAGUCUCUCAAAGAAGGAAAAGUUGAUGUCAAAAGACUGGCCGCUUUCCUGGAAAGCAUGGGUAUCAAACUUACUGAACGGGAAGUGGAGCAGCUGGCAGAGAGUCUGCCGGUUGACGCUAAUGGAAAAGUUGAUCUAGCCAAGGUAUUGGAUGAAGCAAGAACCUUUACAGGAGAAAAAAUUGGUAUUGAUGAGGUAAAGAGUUUUCUGGAAAAUAUGGGGAUAGAGUUCAAAGAUGAAGACUUCACCAAACUGAUGGAGAAGCUGCCAUUUGAUGAAGACGGAAAGGUCUACCGAAACAGGUUGCUAGCAAGCUUGAAGACUUUGAAAGGUGGGAUGGUCAGUACCGGCAACCUGAAAUCUGUCAUGGAUAAAUUAGGAAUCAAACUCAAGGAUAACGAAUUUAAGGAUCUGAUGCAAAAUCUCCCUGUUGAUGCUAACAAGAUUUCUCUAGAGACAUUGAUGAAAAAAUUGAAGGCUUUUACAGGAGACAAGAUCAAUUCCGUUGACAUGAGAAACAUCUUAAAGAACCUGGGGAUCGAACUCACAGAGAAGGAACAAGAAAGGCUACUGAGAACACUGCCUGCUGAUGAUGUUGGGAAGACAUAUUACAACAAGUUGAUAGAAAGUGUGAAGUCCUUCAAUGAGGGAAAGAUUGACGUAAGUAACCUGAACAAUAUCCUGAAAAGUCUGGGAAUCAAACUCCGAGAAGAGGAGUUUGCAAAGGUGUCCAAAGACCUACCUGUGGACUCUAGUGGGAAGGCUGAGAUGAAGAAGGUGAUGGAUAUAAUUAAAACUACUACAGGAGGAGAGGUGGAUAGAAAACAUGUGCGACGUGUUCUAUCAAAACUGGGAAUAGAGCUUACAGACAGCGAAUUCUUUAAACUGAUGGAAACUUUGUCUUUUGACAAUGAUGACAAGAUCUUCAAGAACAGGUUAAUAGAAUCUGUGACGUCUCUCCAAGGUGGUAAAGUCGACAGCAACAACCUGGACACAGUUCUGGAUAACAUGGGAAUCAAACUUUCAAAUACGGAACUUCAAGAUCUGAAGCAAAGCAUGAACGUUGGAGUUGACAAUAAAAUUUCACUGCAGACACUGAUGCAAAAAAUGAAAGAUUUUACAGGGGAGAAGAUCGAACCCAGUGAUGUACCGAGUAUCCUGGAGAAACUUCACAUAGAGCUCACAGAGGAGGAGCUAGAGGAGCUGAUGAAAAGGUUACCCGUAGACGAGACUGGAAAGUUAUAUAGUAACAGGUUGCUGAAGAAUCUGAAAGACCUCAAAAUGGGGAAGAUCAAAAAGGCUAACCUCCAUAGUUCUUUGGAAAAUAUGGGGUUGAAACUCUCAAUGGAGGAAUUUGCUGAAGUGGCAGACAACCUAGAAACGGAUGCAAAGGGGAAUGCUGAUCUGCAGAAAGUGAUGGAAAAGGUGAAAGCCAUUUCAGAGAAUGUCAAUGUUAAAAAUCUGGAAAAUGUUCUAAGCAACAUGGGAGUCAAGCUGACCAAGAAAGAACUGGAAGAUCUGUUAAAAAGUCUGCCCAUCAGUGCUGACAAUAAAGUGCCUCUGAAAACGCUGCGAGAAGAACUAAAAGCUUUCGUUGGAAAAAAAAUUGACCCUGACAACCUAAAGAGUGUACUUAAAAAUAUGGGGAUUGAGCUUUCGGAUAACGAAUUGAAGAAGAUCCUGAAAACGUUGCCCACUGAUGAUGACGGAAAGGUGUUUCAAAACAGAGUGCUGAAAAACGUGAAGGAUAAUAAACAAGGGAAAGUUGAUGUGGAUAAUCUGGAAGCUGUUUUAGAAGCCCUGAACAUCAAGCUCACAGAAGAGGAGAUUGACAUGAUAAAGGAUUCUCUGAAAAGUGGCAAAAGCAAAAUUGACCUGAGAAAACUGAUGGAUAAAAUAGAAUCUAUUUCAGGGAGCGAAGUCGAUGUCGACAAUGUGGAUAAGGUUCUUGGAGACAUGGGAAUAGAGCUUUCUGACUCAGAGAUCUCUAAACUAGUGAGCAGCGUGCCCGUUGAUGAUGGAAAGGUCUAUCUGGGAAGGUUGCUGGACAGCAUAAGACUUCUUAAAGGGAAGGUCGAUCCCAGUAAAGUGGACACACUUCUGGGAAACCUGGGGCUAAAUCUCACUCAAAAGGAGUUUGACGAUCUCAAAAGAAACCUGAAACUUGAUGAAAACCAGAAAGCGGAUAUCAAAAGGGUAAUAAACGAAGCCAAACUCUUCACAGGCCAGAAAGUUGAUGCCAGCAAACUUCAAGACAUUCUGAGAAGCUAUGGCAUUAAACUCAAUCCUAACGAAAUAGAAAACUUGAAAAAGAUGUUGCCAGUGGAUGAUGAUGGAAAAGUUUCUCAGAAAAGGUUGUUGAAGGGUGUGACGACUCUGGAUGAAGCCACUGUUGAUGUCAAUAACCUGGAUAAGUUUUUAGAAAGCAUGGGGAUUGAGAUCACUGAGAAAGAAUUCACAGAUCUAACAAACAUGCUGCCAGAGACUGCUGAUGGGAAAGUGGAAAUAAAUGAUGUAAUGGAAAAACUAAAUACUGUUUUAGGAGGGUCAGUGGAUAUUAAUGAUGUAGAAAACAUUCUGCAAGACAUGAAAGUUGAAUACACAGAUAAAGACUAUUUGAAUCUGAUAAAACAUCUUUCACGUAAUGCUUCCGGAAAAGUGUUUAGAAAAAGGCUAUUGGAUGGUAUAAAGAGUCUUAAAAGAGGAAAAAUUGAUGUGAAUAACUUGAGCCCAUUUCUGGAAAACAUGGGGAUUGAACUCUCACAGAAUGAGUUUGAAGACUUUGUAGAAAGUCUACCAGUUGAUGAAAAUGGAAAGGUUGAUCUAAAAAGCGUUGUGUCAAAAAUGAAAGACUUCGUAGGAGAAAAGAUUGGUGUCGGUGGCCUGAGAAACACUGUGGAACAGAUGGGAGUUGAAGUGAAUGAUAAAGAGUAUGUGGACCUGCUGGGAAAGCUGCCAUUCGAUGAAAAUAAUAAUGUUUUUCGGAAUAGACUCCUGUCAACUCUCAGGUCUUACAAAGGUGGAAGAGUUAAUCCCAAUAAGCUGAAGACGCUCCUCAUGAACUUGGAUCUGAAACUCAAAAACAGAGAAAUGAAGAAGGUGAUGCAGAAGCAAACUGCGGGUGCUAGCCGAAGUAUCCCUUUGAAAAAAGUACUGACAGAUGUGAACUCAGUUCUAGGAGAAAAAGUUAAUAUCAAAGAUGUGAAAACUUUUGUGGAAGAUACUGGGAUAACAUUGACACCCAAAGAACAGGUGGAACUGAUUAAAAAUCUACCAGUUGAUGAUGAAGGAAACAUACAUGAGAGAAGAUUGAUAGAUGAGCUGAAAUCUUUCGGAGGUGGGACAGUUAAUGUCAAUAACAUGGAAAAUGUUCUCGAAAAUUUGAAGAUCAAGCUGUCAGAUGAGAAAGUAAAAGAACUGUCAGAAAACCUUCCAGCUGACUCUUCUGGGAUGACCAAUUUUCAGACAAUGCUGAAAGAAAUAAGAAAAUUGACUGGAGGAAAGAUUGAUGCUAAAGUCACACAAAAAGUGCUCGGAAGCAUGGGCAUAGAGCUUACAGAUAAAGACGUCAGUGACCUGCUGAAAAGGUUGCCUGUUGCUGAAGAUGGGAAAAUACUUAAAAGCGUAUUACUUGAUCAUGUAAAGUGGCAUUCUGGGUCGAAGUGUCAUGUCUCCAAACUGGGCAACAUUCUAGAAGACUUGGGCUUCGAUCUGGAGGAUGAAGAAAUUGAAGACCUGACAAACCGUCUGCCAGUUGAAGAUGAAAUGGUCAAGAUGAGUGAAAUGAUGGAGAAUGUGGAGUUGCUCACAGGAAAAAAAGUGAAUGCUGAUCAAAUAGGUGAUGUUUUGGAAGACAUAGGGAUAGCUCUCACACUUAAGGAACUCUGGGACCUGAAGAAGACUCUACCAAUUACCUCGGAUAAUAAAGUGUACCAGAACCGAUUGUUGGAUAGUUUAAAAACUUUUCACAGAGGAAAAGGUUAUACAAAUAAACUAGACAGCAUCAUGGAUCACCUGAACUACAAUGUUGAGGAAAAAGACAUGAAGGAACUACGGAACUACUUGAAAGUCGACGAUACUGGGAAGUUUUCACUGAGCUCCUUGUCAAAUGCAGCCAAUUUGUUUUCUGGUCCUCAAUUAAAACUCAAGGAAAUAAAACCAUAUCUGGAAACCGUAGGCAUUGAAUUAACAGAUAGUGAGAGCCAAAUGAUACAGAACCAAGUUCCAGCAAACGAUGACAACAUGGUGUUUCAAAAUGUGUUGGCAGACUCGAUACGGACUUUCAGGAGUGGAAAAGUCAGUCUUGAUGAUACGUAUGAUACUCUUGAAUUCCUGGGAUAUCCUCUCGAGGAAGAGGAAAUCGAUAAAAUAACUAAAACUCUGCCUACCUACAGUGACAGGAAAAUCAAACUGGAUUUGCUUCUGAAAGAAAUAGAUUCAUAUUUAGGGGAAGAAAUUGACUAUGGUGACUUGAGCAAUAUUCUUAAAGACAUUGGGUUAAGACUCCACCUAAAAGAAAACAAUGUAUUAAUGAAAUGUUUGCCACUUGAUGCUUCUGGGAAGGUGUUCAAGCACAAGUUGAUGGAAAGCAUCAAAAGUCUCAAAGGACUUCAGAUUGAUCUGCAAAAAAUAAAGGCUCUCAUGGAAAACAUGGGUUACGACCUCGAGGAGGAUGAAUAUGACGACUUCUUGAGUUACCUGCCCAUGUACAAGAGUAGGAUGGUUGGCUUGAGAGACGUAAUGGCAAGGGGGAACCUUUAUACGGGUGAGAAGAUUGAUAUCGGCGACCUACCAGAAUUCCUGGACAACAUAGGGAUAAAACUCACAGAAGACAAGACAAUGAAACUCCUGGGUAAACUGCCGACUGAUGGCUUUGGAAAGCUGUACAGGAAAAGGUUGAUAAAAGAACUGGAGUCAAUUGAAGAUUUAAAGAUACCUUCAAAUAAGGUGGAAACCUUCAUUAAAAGUGCAUCCAUUAAGCUGAACAAUAAGGAAAUACAGGAACUGAUGGAACAUCUACCAAUUGAUCGUAAUGGGGAGGUUGAUUUCCGUGUGCUGAUGAAUGAAGUUAGAAACGCUUUAGGAGACACGAUUCAUGCGGGAGAUGUAAAACACAUUCUGAAAGACAUGGGAAUAAAAAUGACAAACAAAGAGAACAAAAAAUUCCUCAAAAGACUACCUAUCUCUGAUGACAAAACAGUGCUCAAGAAAGAACUACUCUCCAGUGUGAAGAACUUCAAAGGAGGGAAAGUAAAUGCCCGUGAUGUGAAAAACGUUCUUCAAAACACUGGUUUCAAACUGGAAUCAAAAGAACUAAAGGACCUGCGGGAUCACCUGCCAGUGACUGACCGUAAAAAGGUUAGCUUGGAUGUGUUGAUGGACGCAGCUAAGUCUUUCACAGGAGAAAAAGUUGACAUCAAAGACAUAAAAAACGUUCUGGAAAACAUGGGAAUCCCACUCGCAGAGAAAGAAGAAUGGAAGCUCUUGAAGACUCUGCCCAUCUCCAAAGAUGGAAAAAUCUUUAAGAGGAGAUUACUGGACAGUGUUGCACAGAUCAAAGGGAAAAAAGUUCAAGCCUCUAAUAUACCACUGAUUUUGAAGAAUGUAGGAUUUGAACUUGAGGAGGACGACCAUAAGGACCUGAUACAGCAUCUACCCAUCGAUGAGAAUAAAAUGGUUGAAUUAAGUGUGUUAAUGGAUAAAUCAAAAACUUUUACUGGGGAUAAGGUUCAUAUUGAUGAUCUGAAAAACGAGCUAAGGAAAAUGGGCCUGGUAUUCCCAGACAAUGUGUUCAAGGAGCUGCAGAAAGCUCUGUCCAUUUACACUGGUGGGAAGAUAUAUAAAAAAAGAUUGCUAGAACACGUGAAGGAUCUCAAAGGGCCACGGGUCAAGGUAAAAAAAGUGGAAUCUUUCUUGGAUCACAUGGGAAUUAGGAUCAAAGGUGAAGAACUUGAAGAACUAAUAACCCAACUUCCACCUGAGGGUAACAAAACAAUGGAUAUGAACGAACUGUUGGAUGUCGUCAGUUAUAUCAAGGGAGAAACAAUUGACAUGCAGCACUUGUCCAAGUUUCUAACGACUAAGGGGAUCAAGCUCACAGAAGAAGAGUUGAAAGACCUGAUGCCUUACCUGGAGUUGGACGGAAACGGGAAGGUUAUUGUGCACUCAGUAAUGGAGGGCCUGAAGAAGCUUAAACCCAAAGAAAUGGCAAACCUACACAAGCUGACAACAAGUUCCCGCAUCAAAAAAGACAGAGUUUCUGACCACAUGGCAAUCUCGGGAUUUAAAGGCACGCUGAAGCUGAAACCCUUAAAAACACCUGUCUUUUACAAGAGAGAUAAAGAUUUUCGAGGGUAUUUCUCAGGCCAUUUACAACACAAAGAAACAAAGCUGAGCCCGGCACAACUGGAAGCCUUCCGUAACGCUUACAACUUCUUCACCAAGGACAGAACCGGCUGUAUUGAUUCACACGGAUUGAUGAGCACUGUAGCAAAACUGGGAAUGAAUCUAAACGCAUACGAUAUCUACAAUGAAUUAAAAUGUGCCGAUCGUGACAGGGAUGGUAAGAUCAACUUCUCAGAUUUUAUAGAUGUGCUGACAGAUAAGAAACUCUUCCUCAAAGCUGUGGUUCCAGAAAAGAGAAUAUGCUUAGAUUUAGCUAACAAUCCAGGGAUCUUAUUGUUUGAAAUCCUAUCAAAGUUUGUAGAGAUUUCAGCCCUGCACAGAAAGGAUAUAAUAGAGUUAGUAAGCUAUUUCCGGAAAAAGUUCCAGGAAAGCAACUCAGAAAUACUGUGGAGUCCGUACGGGAGAAGGGCCUUUAAGACAGACAUAUGCUCUCCUCCUCGCUCAAGCACUGCUGCCUUUGCCAACUCUGCCAGGAUCUCAAUAAUGAAAGAACGGGAUUUGUAUAAGUUUCUUGAAGCGCUCAAACGGUGUAACCUCCGUACAGAUAGCCCAUACUCAAAAAUACCUGUGUUUCCAUUGUUUCCUGACGUGGAUGGGGUGGUGUUGGGAAAGCCAUUCAAAGACACACAGAAACUAGAAAUGCUAAGGAAAAGGGAGCCUCUGUCUUUUUUUGAGGACUAUUUUUUCAAUAAAAGAGAUUGGAAAACACAGGCCAUGAACGUGAAACCUCUCAAGUCUGCCUCAGGUUAUUCAGAUGACAUCUUAGCCAUUGACCAGCUAUUCAAGAAGAAGCAACAUUGGACUGUGUCUGAUGCAGUCGCUCUCAAACAGCAUGUAAAGAGAGCCACAGAUACUUAUCACUUAGGAAUUGCCCUUGACCACCGGAAAGAAAUGCUGAACCUCUGGAAGAAGAUCCGAGGGGAUCUGGUUGGGCUGGAAAGCAACAAUGAGUCCUUUUACAAUACCUUCUCUACCUACACCUGGUCGUGGAACGUGUGCCAGGAGCUGCUCUCCGCUAAGGACUUGCGGUUGCACGACGCUAACGUGAACAAAACCUCCCCCUCCAACUCGGGGUUAUCUUCCCCAUCUGACCUCAGUGAGUCUGACCCGGAGACGGGAAGGAAAAGGAAACGGAAAAGUUCCAGAGGCUUUCGGCAAUGAAAAGCCUACAUUUUUCUAAACAACUCUCCGAAAACUGCUUUCCAGUGUAAUCAAAAUUAUGGCUUCUUGCUUUUAUUUACUACAUUCUUAGCAGGUGGAAAUAUUGACAUCUUUUGGAUACGACCAGUAAAAAAAAAACCUUUAAAUCA
This is a messenger RNA of Rattus norvegicus (Norway rat), 21178 nucleotides long. It is a transcript of the gene Efcab3, whose product is annotated as EF-hand calcium binding domain 3. Gene Ontology annotation, molecular function: calcium ion binding. The record is from RefSeq and is a predicted model, not a curated record. NCBI's taxonomy places the organism in Eukaryota, Metazoa, Chordata, Mammalia, Rodentia, Muridae.